GGUGCUGUGAUAAACGACUUUGGACAAAAAUUGACUUGAGUAGGUGUAAGGCCAUCGUACCCCAAGCUCUCAGUGGCAUCAUCAAGCGGCAGCCAGUAAGCCUCGACCUUAGUUGGACUAACAUCUCCAAAAAGCAGCUGACGUGGUUGGUCAAUAGGCUGCCAGGUAGGUGAGCAGCCAGACCUAGAGGACCAGCAGGGAACAUUAGGCUAUAGUCAGCAUUGCUUAGAACUGAUCCAGUGGAGUGUGAGACAGUAGUCCUGUACCAUAACUGUCUUUCUGAAUAAUAAGAGAUUUAUUUAACCUAGGGCCACUGUGACUGCCAGUCUGUAAGGCAUUGCUGUAUUGGUGACUGCACUAGACACAAAAUGAUUGGGUUGCUGCUGCCAGCCCUGCACAUUUCCUGAGCAUAGAAGAAGAAAUUUAAGUCAGAUUUUUGCCUCCAUCAGCCCCCAGUUAGCUCUUCAGCAUCUUGGGGUCCCAGAAGGACAAGCCACACAGCAUCUGUUGCUCUAGUAGAAACUAAGUAGUUGGGUCUUUAUUAUUUUUUUUUUUUAAGCGUAUAUGAAUGUGGGUUAGAGUACAUUGUCGAACCCCAGAGCUUGCAUAUGAUUUGGCUAGUCUUGAUAUACAGUUUAUAGAGAUCCUAUCUCUUUUCAAUGCUGUAAUUACUAGCAAGCUACCAUGUCUGCCUGGCAUUUAUGUGGUUUCUGGGGAUAUGAAUUCUGGUCUUGUUUGAGUGGUAACUACUUUUAAUUGCUUAGCUAUUUCCCUCACCACAUCCCACCCAGCAGUUGUUUUUUGUUUGUUUUGUUUUGAGAUAGUCUCACUUUGUGUCCUUAAACUAUGCAGAACUCAGAGAUCAGCCUGCCUAUGCCUUCUAAGUGCUGGGAUUAUCACACGCAGCUCCAGCAAUUGUUACUUUGUUUGUUUUGGGGUGUUUUAUUUUGUUUUUUGUUUGUUUGCUUGCUUGUUUGUU
This is a messenger RNA of Cricetulus griseus (Chinese hamster), 979 nucleotides long. Lineage: Eukaryota; Metazoa; Chordata; Mammalia; Rodentia; Cricetidae. The record is from RefSeq and is a predicted model, not a curated record.